AUGGGCAAACGACUAGAAGCUGGUACACUAAAUGUACCACAAAAUGCACCAUUGCCUGGCCAAGGGGAAGAUACGCCUAUGGUUUUAAUUGGAGAUGAGGCAUUUGCUCUAAAACCAUAUUUAAUGAAGCCCUUUCCGCGGAGACUAUCAAGAAGUGAUACGAGACUGGACAAUUAUAAUUACAGACUAUGCCGUGCAAGACGUGUGGUUGAAAAUGCUUUCGGCAUUCUAACAAAAAAAUGGCGGGUUUACAAAGGACCAAUAGAGGUAAAGGAGGAAACUACAAAAAAAAUUGUCUUGGCAACAUGUAUAUUGCACAACUAUCUUCGCGUGAACAAUAGUGAUGUAGAUAUAACCUCAGACGAAGAUGAGUCAAGCUCAGGCUUUAGUCAGAUUGAAGACAACAAUCGAAGAGGAACCAAUGAAUCUUUACGCAUACGGGAAAAAUUU
Molecule: messenger RNA, 450 nt
Organism: Acyrthosiphon pisum (pea aphid)
Lineage: Eukaryota; Metazoa; Arthropoda; Insecta; Hemiptera; Aphididae
Exons: 1
Source: RefSeq, a predicted model, not a curated record